Molecule: messenger RNA, 5993 nt
Organism: Loxodonta africana (African savanna elephant)
Lineage: Eukaryota; Metazoa; Chordata; Mammalia; Proboscidea; Elephantidae
Gene: RIOX1
Product: ribosomal oxygenase 1
Exons: 2
Coding region: 65-2023 (652 amino acids)
Source: RefSeq, a predicted model, not a curated record
AGCCGCUGCGUGCUUGAACCCCUUUCUGGCUUGUUCCGGCUCGGUUCCCGGGAGUGUCUGGAUCAUGGAUGGGCCCCGGGCUAGUGCAGGGCUGCUGAGGCGAGGGCGGCUGCGGCGCCGGCGCCAGCCGCAGCCACACAGCGGGUCGGUCCUGACCCUGCCCUUGAGGCCCAGGAAGAUCCGAAGGCAGCUGCGGAGAAGUGUUGCGUCCCGCAUGGCCGCGAUGAGGGCCCAGACGCUGCCGAGCGAGGACUCGGAGGACUCGCGGGUGGAGUCGGCGGUCGACGAUCCCGGUGACCCGCUGUCUGAUGGGGCGGCGGUGGCCGUUCCGGAUGCGGCCCGGCGAGAGUCGUACGGCCACCUCGGGUCUGCAGAGCUGCUGGCGGCGCCGCUGGAGGCCCCGCCCGCGGCCCGCUCCCUGCAGACUCCCCGCGCUCUGGUGGAGGCGCAGACCCCGCCGGCCUGCCUGGUGGAGGCGCAGACCCCGCCGGCGCGCUUGGUGCCGGCUUCGGUGCCCGUCCGCGUGGUGGAGACCUCGGCCCUGCUGUGCGCUGCCCCGCACUUGGCCGUCCCACCGUCAGUGGCCCCUGCGACACUGUCGGGGCCGCAGGGGGAUAGCACCGGUGGGGAGCUGCCCUGGGGCUCCCCGCUGCAGCGCGUCCUGGCCGAGCUGAACCGCAUCCCCAACAGCCGCCGGCGGGCUGCGCGCCUCUUCGAAUGGCUCAUCACACCCAUGCCGCCAGAGCAUUUCUACCGGCGCCUGUGGGAGCGGGAGGCGGUGCUGGUGCGGCGGCAGGACCAUGCCUACUACCAGGGUCUUUUCUCUACCGCGGACCUGGAUGCUAUACUGCGCAAGGAGGAUGUGCAGUUCGGCCAGCACCUGGACGCCGCGCGCUACGUCAACGGGCGGCGCGAGACCCUGAACCCGCCGGGCCGUGCUCUGCCCGCCGCCGCGUGGUCCCUGUACCAGGCCGGCUGCUCUCUGCGCCUCCUCUGUCCGCAGGCUUUCUCCACCACCGUGUGGCAGUUUUUGGCUGUGCUCCAGGAACAGUUUGGAAGCAUGGCAGGCUCCAACAUUUACCUCACGCCCCCCAACUCACAGGGCUUUGCCCCCCACUACGACGAUAUCGAGGCUUUCGUGCUGCAGCUGGAAGGUAGGAAACUCUGGCGUGUCUACCGACCCCGUGUCCCGACCGAGGAGCUGGCCUUGACAUCCAGCCCCAACUUCAGCCAGGAGGACCUGGGUGAGCCGGUGCUGCAGACUGUGCUGGAACCUGGGGAUUUACUGUAUUUUCCUCGGGGCUUCGUUCACCAAGCCCAAUGCCAGGAUGGGGUGCACUCUCUGCACCUCACCUUGUCCACGUACCAGCGCAAUACCUGGGGCGACUUCCUGGAGGCCGUACUACCUCUGGCGGUGCAGGCUGCAAUGGAAGAAAAUGUGGAGUUUCGAAGGGGUCUACCUCGAGACUUCAUGGAUUACAUGGGGGCACAGCAUUCCGAUUCUAAGGAUCCGCGAAGAACCGCUUUCAUGGAGAAGGUGCGCGUCUUGGUAGCCCGCCUGGGACACUUUGCCCCUGUCGAUGCCGUGGCUGACCAAAGAGCCAAAGACUUCAUCCACGAUUCUCUGCCCCCUGUGUUGACUGAUAGGGAGAGGGCACUGAGUGUUUACGGGCUGCCAAUUCGCUGGGAAGCUGGACAGCCUGUAAACGUUGGGGCCCAGUUGACUACAGAAACAGAAGUCCACAUGCUUCAGGAUGGGAUAGCUCGGCUCGUGGGUGAAGGAGGCCAUUUGUUUCUGUAUUACACAGUGGAAAACUCCCGUGUUUAUCAUCUGGAAGAGCCCAAGUACUUGGAGAUAUACCCCCAGCAAGCUGAUGCCAUGGAACUCUUGCUCCGCUCCUACCCAGAGUUUGUGAGAGUGGGGGACCUGCCCUGUGACAGUGUGGAGGACCAGCUUUCCUUGGCAACCAUGUUAUAUGACAAGGGGCUACUGAUCACCAAGAUGCCUCUAACCCUAAACUAGCUUCUUGUUGAUUGCUGGAAACAAGACAAUAGUGGUUUUCCCCUACGACCACCACCUUUCUUCUAAAAACUUACGUUCUUACCUUGAUAACCUUCAUUGAAAUGUGUGCUCACAUUUACCUUUAUGACUGCUUCAAUGUCACAAACCUCAGACGGUCUUCUGGGAAUAACCACCUCAUCUAGGUACAAAAGUAAGAACAGAAGUUGGAGGUGAAAAAAAGGAGCUGUAUCCACAGAAGUAACCUUAAUCCCUGAGCACUUCAGAGCACCAACCUCAUCAUCACCCUCAGGCUUCAGUGUACUGUGUAACACUUGCUGGGUCACUCUGCUUGAGACAUUAGAAGUUUUUAUUUGGGAUUUGCAUCCUUCAUUUGAGUUUUCUUUCAUCAGUUUGGGGGGAGGGUUGGGGUCAGUAUCCUGUUUGUUAUUGUGAGUUUGUACGAACAUUAGAAAAGUUAUUAAAGUGCCAAAGAAUGUUUCCCUUUUCUAAGGCUAGAUCAUUAUGUGGGAUAGUUUGAAGGAAUGUGGGAAAGGGAGGAAGAGAGGGAAAAUCUCUAUUGGCUAAAGUGGAAAGCAAAUUGGGGUGGUUGUGGGAUGUAAAAGGAGCACAUCAAAUAUUUUUAAAGAAGAGAAACUCAUUGGGGCCAAUUCUUUAACUUUGGGGGUAAUUUAUUCAUUUUUAAUAAUGCUACUUGAACCCCAAACAGGACAGUCCUAUUAGAAAAUUUACCCACUAGCCAGGUCAGCUUCAUGAGUAUUUUCUGCUUCUGUUUAGUGCUUGCUUGCAUCAGUGGCUGGCAUUGCUCCCAAAGGGGCCGCACAUCACUUAUUUUGCUGUCGUAGGCCUCAAUUUGUAGCAAGCUGACCAUGAGGGAAGGCUGAUGUUCAAGUCACUUUCCACUCUCAUUUUUUUCUGGCAGUUGGAAGAAACCUCCCCAAAUCUGGCAAGUGAAUAUUCUCAUGGUUGGUGGAAAAGAACCUGUACCAGACUGAGCACUGGACUCGGAGCCUGAAGACCAGGGUUUGGGGUGGUGGCUGGUAGGUAGCUGGCUGAAUGACCUGAGGCUGCUGCUGCCACACCUGGUCACACAGAUUUUCUUGUUGUUUUUAGGUGCCAUCGAGUUGGUUCUGACUCAGAGUGACCCUGUGUACAACAGAAUGAAACGCUGCCUGAUUCUGCACCAUUCUCACAGUGGUUGCUGUGUUUGAGCCUGUUGCUGCAGCCACUGUGUCAGUCUCAUUGAGGGUCUUACUCUUUUUCACUGAUGCUCUACUUUACCAAGCAUGAUGUCCUUCUCCGGGGCAUAGACAUGCAUAAAAGCAAAAAUGAUAACUCCCCCUUCAGCCCCACUUUCCAGAGAUAACCACUAUUAAAGGUUAAGCUUUUUGGACUUUUUUGAUGCUUAAUCAAGCAUAUACAUAGUUUUUUUGGUAUUGUUUUUAAAAGACUCAAGUUUUCUAAUAUGGUCUUUUUUGAACUAACUUUCAAAUCAGGUCAGAUAGAGCUACCACAUUUUUUUAAAGGUAUAAAAUAGCAAAUGAAUAAAAACUUAAGGUCAGGAAAGUAACAGAAGGACGAAGAGGGUGGUGGCCAAGAAGGAAAGAAAAUAGCCUCUCCUGAUUAUUUCAGUCUUAUUGGGCUUGGCACCGAGUGCUCAAACAUCCAGAUACGGGGAAAGGCUUACUAAAGAACUCAAAGCAUAGGACUCAUCCCUAGGAAACCUACCCUGAAAAGUUUCUUGGAGAAGAGUACUGACUUUCAGUGGUGUUUGUCCCUCUUUGGGUGGUGAAUAAACACGUUUUGCUUCCUCCUUCACUUUUCCUAUGACAACCUCGAUUUUGAAUAUUUUCUGCGUUAGCAAAUCCUUUUGGCUUAGCAUUUGAAUCUAGAUCAGAACAAAUGAUGUUAAAAAAAACACCUGCACUAGGCUGCAAAUCAUCAAAAACACUAAUAAAGCCACUGAUUGCAUCAUGCUUAUAAGUAUUAGGUGGUACAUAAAUGCUUGAAAACACCCAGAUUAAAAAUUAAGGAAAGUUAAAGGAAAAAAACCUAGGGACCAGCCCCAAUCCCCCAUUCUUUCUGUAUGCCUGCCUGCAGAAAAGAAUGAAGAACUUGGCUUUAGGGCAUGGAGGACAGAAAAGGGGGACGGAGGGAAACAGUAUCUCAGAAAUACAAUAACCUUGAUUUUGACGGCUACGUAAUAGGACCAACGGGAUUUUUGUUUUGCCAAUAGGAUUUUAUAACCUGACCUUGCACAGAUGUUUUCUAUCUUGAAAUGAUAUGAUAUCUGUGUCCGGGGUGAUAGAGGCUAUUUUAUAGUGGAGGAAAGGGUAUAUAUAUAUGCUUAGGGGAAAAAAAGGGUCUGAGGAACUCUUGAAAGUCCUGAAUUUUCCCUUGAAAACACAGCUUGCACUUAUCUACCCUGUUCUUGAUCUCCUGAAGCAUUUCUUGGUUUCCUUCAUUUUCUAAAUUGAGCAUCUUCAUUGCCUGGUAAAUUUCCCUGAAAGAUAAGAAGGACUUCUUAGAUUGUUCUUCCAUAGCUUUAAAAAAAAGCAUGGGAAUGGGACAUAUAGGCAAGAAUCUUCAGUUCUAAUCCUAACUGUGCAGUUUUGCUGAGGUUUAUCUACAAAAAUAGUAUGAAGCUUAGCUUAUAAGGAUGUUGUGCAGUUUUGAGAUGAUAUAUUUGAAGGUACUAAUUAGGUGCCAUUUGCUGAACAUAACUCAUUAAUCAUCACCACAACUCGAUAAGGUAGACUAUCGUCUGCACUUGAUACAUGAAGAAAUGGGCUCAGAGAGGUUAAGUAACUUGCCCCGGCCCACAUAGUAAGUGCAUGCCACAGUUGGGAUUCAAACCCUGGUCUUUGACAGGGAGGGCUUGUCAUGGUAGGCACUUAAUAAAUGUUAGUUGAAUAAAAGGAUAACUUCAAACCACUGGGCAGAGGACAGGUGGUUGAAUUACACAGUAGUUGGUAAGUAGGUGAAUAACAUGGGUGAGCCUGUGCUUUUGUCAUCAGGCAGUCUGGAAAGGCAGGGACAUAGUCUGUGAACAGGGACAGGAGAAUCAGCAGUACAAGAGGCUGUGGCAGGAACCAGAGCUUCAGCACUUACUUUAGGACAGCAUCAUGAUUCUCCAGGAGCAGCACGUCUAGGAAGGUGUCCCUGACCUGGUCACCUUGAAGUUUAAGGGCUAGUAUGCUACGGCAAGCUUCUAGUCGUACACCAGGUGAUUCUUCGUAGUGGAUAGCCCAAAGCAGGAGAUCUGUCAGCUGGGGACUCACUAGGCCAAUCUGUCCCAAAGCUGUAGGGAUUGAAGGGAAGCAUGGUCCUGUGUCACUUAAGACUUGGCUGUAUCCUAGCAUCUAGAAAUGGCCUUAUUAGUAAAUAAAUGGUGUAGUCAACCACAUGGUGAAUUGAGUAUUACAAAUAAUAUCUUCCUUUCUGGAUGGCAGUUAAUCACCAUUAGAAUUUUAGGGGUAGGUUGGAGGUGAGCAUUAUCUCCAAAGGAUACCUAGGAGGGAGUGUUCCAUCUCAGCUUGUCCAAUAGCACAUGAGCAUAGACUAAUUUACAUUUUUAUCUAGGAAUGAGAUAUGGGACAGAAAACUCAGAAUGCCAGCCUAGUCAAGGAAGGGUGAUAUGGAAGGGAGGCACAAUUACUUCACAGGUUUACCUAGGGCUGGUUCUGCUAGGGACUAUCAAAGAGAAAAGCAAUGUCAACAAUUCCUAAAAAGAAAUUCUGGAGAAAUGAGAGGGCAAAGGUUUAGAUCUAUGUCAGACUUGCAUCUGGUCUGACUUUUAUAGAGUCCUAAGAUUGAAACCUCCAAGGGAAGUAAGCUGUAUCCAACAGUGGGUACUUACUUGGAACUUAAUCCUAAUUCUGUUGGCAGUAACUGUCUUGCCAUCCCUUUGCCUUUACAAGUUUGAUAUAGACCUAGACUCAGGAUCCUUAACUAAAAAGAAACUCCUUCCCUU